Ictidomys tridecemlineatus (thirteen-lined ground squirrel) is the source of this 12274-nucleotide messenger RNA. Its product is annotated as olfactory receptor 7E178. Gene Ontology annotation, molecular function: olfactory receptor activity; G protein-coupled receptor activity. Gene Ontology annotation, biological process: G protein-coupled receptor signaling pathway. Lineage: Eukaryota; Metazoa; Chordata; Mammalia; Rodentia; Sciuridae. The record is from RefSeq and is a predicted model, not a curated record. Gene Ontology annotation, cellular component: membrane.
UAUGUGGUGCUGAGGAUGCUGAGGAUUGAACCUGGGCCGCCUGCAUGCCGGAACUUGUGAACAUCCUGCUUCCCUUCAGAAAGAGAACAUGGAAGAAGAAAGAAUAGCUGCUAAAUUGCAGAAAACAAUGAUAUAGUUAUAGAUGGACACAAUAUCUUAAUUUUAUUUUUCUGUGGUGCUGAGGAUUGAACCCAGUGCUCUACACAUGCUAGGACUCGGUGACCUUUGAGGAUGUGACUGUGGACUUUAACCAGCAGGAGUGGGCUUUGCUGGAUCUUGCUCAAAGGAGCCUCUAUAGAGAUGUGUUGCUGGAAACCUUCCGGAACCUGGCCUCCCUAGAGCAGUUUCAAGUUCACAGCAAAAUUUACUGGAAGGUGGAGAGAUCUGCCCUAUCUCUGCUGCCACCUGGGGACAGCCUCUUCCACUAUCAGCAUCCACCACCAGAGUGGUAAAUUUGUUAAAAUGAAUGAACCUACAUGACAUAUCAUCAUCACCUAGAGUCCACAGGAUAUGUUAGCACUCACUUGUGGUGAUGUACAUUCUUUGGCUUUUGGGACAAUGUAUAAUGACAUGUACCCACCAUUAUGGAAUUCCAUAGAGUAGUUUCACAGCCCUAAAAAUCCUCUGUGCUCUACCUUUUUUAUCUUUCAUGUUCCUUAAUCCUUUGGGAGCCACUGACCUUUAAAUUCUCUCUAGUUUUGCCUUUUGCAGGAAAUCACAUAGUUGGAAUCAUAUUGCAUGUACCCCUUUUCAGAUUGGCUUCUUUCACCUAAUAAUAUGCAUUUAAAUUUCUUUCAUGUCUUCUCAUGACCUAUAGCUGAUUUUAGUGCUUGAUAAUAUUUCACCAUCAGGAUAUGCCACUGUUUAUUGUAUUGAUCUACUCCCCUUCUGGUGACAUCUUGAUUGCUUCCACAUUGGGGCAGUUAUGACUACAGCUGUCAUAAAUAUUCAUGUGCAACUUUUUGUGAGGAUGUAAGUUUUCCACUCCUUUGGGUGGAUACUGAGGAGCACAAUUGCUGGAAUAUAUGGUAAGAAUAUGUUUAAUUUUAUAAGAAACCAAAAAACCAUCUUCCAAAGUGGAUUUUUUUGCCAAGUUGCAUGCUUUCCAGCAUUUGACAUUGUCAAUAUUGUGGAUGUGGGCUAUUCUAAUAGAUUUACAGUGGUGUCUCAUUGUUCGAAAUUGCAUUUUCCUGAUAAUGUAUGAUGUGAAACAUAUUUUUAUUUACUUAUUUGCCAUUUGUAUAUCUUCUUUGGUGAGGUGUCAGUUGAAGGUCUUUGGCCAAUGUUUUUAUAAGACUGUUGAUUCUUAUUGUUGAACUUAAAAGCUGUUUGUGUAUUUUGGAACAGUAUCUUAUCAAAUGAAUCUCUUGGAAUUGUUUCUUCUAAGCUGUGGCUUGUCUUUUUAUUUUCUUGAAAAUCUUUAGCAGAAGAUAAAUUUUUAAUUUUAAUAGAGUCUAGCGUAUCAAUUGUUGUUUCAAGAAUCAAUCCUUUUGGUAUUAUAUCUAAGAUGUCUAUGCCAAGCCAAGGUCAUCUAGAUUUUUCACUGUAUUUUCUAGGAGUUAUCUAACUCUAUAUUACACUUACAUAAUUUUAGGUUAAUGCUUGUGAAUAUUUCACUUUUUUACUUGUGUUUCCAGUUAUUCCAGCAGCAUAACUUUAGGAAAAACUAUAUUUUUAAAAAAACUACUGCAUUUGUUCCCUUUUGAAAGAUCAGUUGACUCACAGUCAUCCUUUGGUAUCCAUAGUAAAUCCCUCUCAGAGAUAAAAUUUGUGUGUUCUAAUUUCUUAUUUAAAGUGAUAUAGUAUUUGUAUGCAACAUAUUCACAUUUUCUCAUAUAUUUUAAAUAAUUUCUUGAUUACUUCCAAAACAUAAUACAACGGAAACCUGUCAAUACUUGUUAUACUGUAUUGAUCAACGAAUGAUGACAAGGAAAUAGAGACUGUACCUUUUUAGUGCAGACGUCAAUUUUUUCCCCUAAUAUUUUAUGUUCAUGAUUGAGUCCGUGGAUAUAGAUGGCUAACUGUAUUUAUGUGUAUUUGUUUAUGGCCUUUCUAUUCUGUUCCAUUGAUGUAUUUGGACAUUAAUGGGGGUGGACAGUGUUCAACCUGUACAUAAGAGGUCACUUUAGCUUGUAUCUGACAGAAAACAGAGGCAAUUGAAUAUUUUGAGAGUGGAAUAUUGCCUUUUCUCUUUGUUUGUUUCUUUUUUUUUUUUGACUGUCCUUAGAUAGAAUUAUGAAGUGGCCUUAUUUUGUUUAUUUAUCAUGGUCUUGGAAAAGCUUGGUAUUCUGAGAUUAUUUAUGUUCAUUAGGAAAAUAAAAUGUCCUGGCUGUAUCAGACAAGCUUAUAGUAAUAUUGAUACUCAUGUGUAAAUUUCAGAUCACUUACGCACAUCAGAGGCUGCUUUUAUCUCCCCAUCUCUGUUUUUUCUUUUCCUUUAUCUUUUCUUUUUUCUUUCAUAUAUUUGACAUUUUGCUGAAGUGAAACUUACACUUAACCAACUUCAGAGUAUCAGAAUACCAAAAUUUUGGCCCCAUCUUAGGAAAUGUGUGUAUUUCUUCAUUGUUUUCCCUCCUGAUAUGCCUCCUGCCUGUGCAGGGUACCCACUACAUACACUCCAUCUGAUCUCCCAGUGAUUACAAGAGGAAGAACUGCAUACAGCCAAAAGAGGGCAUAUCCAGAGCUUCUGUACUGAACAGCACCAGGAAAGCAAGAAUCUCUGGGAUAAACUGGUCUUGGAGGGGAAAAUAAUCAAGUAGAAGUAGUUCGUUUUGUGAGGAUGAUGAUCUUCCACAAAUAGCUCUAAUUGAUCUUUAGACUUUUUAUCAAUGCUCUCACGCUGUUUUUGUUCUUGUCAAAGAAUCCCUUUAUACUCUCUUUUUAAGUGAAUAUUUGGUAUGUACCUUUUAUUCUGUUCCUUUCUCUUUGGUUUCAUAAUAAUAUUCUAGUAAUGUUAUCAUCAGCAUCAGUCUUCAUUGAACUAUUUCUUAGUGAAUUGCUUACCAUUUGACUGUUUUGCUUGUUAAUACCCAAAUUCCUGAAACAGCCACACUUUUAAAAGUCCUUUGCUCUCAAAUGCCUUCAUAUUUUUAUUUCACAUUUUGAGUCUCUACUUAAUACUGCUAAUGAAUUAGUUGCUCUUUGAGAUACUGAUAGAGAAAAAUUAUCCAAUGAACAGAAAAUAUUGAGAUUGAAAAGAAGUGGUUCCUCUAAUUUGUAUGAAAAUGGGGAAUCUGGUGGUGUUGGUGAUUAGAACAAAAGCCAUGAGAGACAUUUGAGGUGAGUGCCCUUCAUAUAAUAGUAGGUAGUGCCUCAAGGGAGAAACUUAAAAUGUUUUGAUUUAAGAAAUGUGUAUACAUAAGCCUAGGUCAAAAAUUGUGGUCUCACAAAAAAUUUUGUCAAGAUGAUUUUUUUCCUCAAAUGAAACUGAAAUAUUGAAUCUUUGACACCUACUUUAAUUAUCAGAAUUAUUGGAAAAAUUGUUACUGGAGUCCUAGGGGACCAGCAUUUCUAGUACUUUUGGGAGUACUCACCUGAGCUUCCAUAUUAUAUAGACAAGGGGACCAGGAAUGUAUGAAAGCCUUCCAUUGCUCCUCCUUGUUCAGGAAGCACAUGAAGAUUCAUAGUGAAAAGACAAACUAUGCAUGUAAGGAAUGUGAGAAAGCCUUCAGUAGUUCUUCCCACCACACUGAACACAACAGAAUUCACAGUGGAGAUAAGCCCUAUGAAUGUAAGGAAUGUGGGAAGGCCUUUAGCUCUUCCUCUUACCUCAUAAUACAUAAAAGAAUUCACUCCUGCUCCUUGGCAUAUACCUAGUAGACUUAAAAAUAGGUCACAGAAAGUGUUCACACAUGACAGGCCAUGGAAAGUUUCUUUCUCGUCCCCACUCCACUUCACUUCAGUCACCCACUUCUUCAUCCACUCUUGCAAUCAUUCCACAAGUCACAAAACUCAAGUCAAGGUCUUGAGUUCCAUUCCUACUCAGGAAACUAGAGUUAAAAAUGUACCUUAGAUGUACUUGUGGUUAAGUCUUCUAGAACACUGAUUUAAUGUUCAGGAGAUCAAGAAACAAUUAAGAGGAACAAAGUAGGACUCAGACUAAAAUUCAAUGUUGGCUCCACUGAUUUCUGUGUGACAUAGAGCAAGUUCUUUAUAUCUCUGAGACUCUAUGUUGUCAUUGAAUUAAUAUCUAGUUGACACAACUAUACUGAGCAAGGCUUAAACAGAUAAUGAAUAAUACAUCCUCUGUGCCAAGGAAGAUUUAUUUUAGCUCUGGGAAAUCCCAAAAUGAAUGAUUCAGUCACUCUUCUCCAAGUAUUCAGUAUUUACUUAUAUAAGAACAAAAAGUUGCAAUUAGAGGACUAGAAAAACCAUAACACAAGGUCACAGAAUAUUUAGGUCAAACAGUAUCGUGAUUAACUUUACUAUGAUAAUUAAUUCUAAAUCUUAUCCUAUUUCAAGAAUGUGGAGAUUUCCAAUUUAUUCUGUGAUCCUUCUCAAUUCCUUAGUCUUGCCUGUUCUUAUACCUUUACCGAAAAUCAUAAUCACAAAUUUUGUUGGUGCCAUGUAUGGUUUUAUUCCUUUCUCAGGUAUAAUUUUCUCUUACAAUAAAAUUGUUUUUACCAUUUUGAGAAUCCCAGCAUCAGGUGUGAAGUAUAAAGUAAUCUCCACCUCUGGGUCUCACCUAUCAGUUGCUUGCUUACACUGUGAAACAGAAAUUGGAAUAUUCCUUGCUUCAGCUGUAUCACAUUUUCCAAAAACGGUUGAAGUGGCCUCAGUGAUGUACACUGUGGUCACUCCCAUGCUGAAUCCCUUCAUCUACAGGCUGAGAAACAGGAACAUGAAAAGUUCCCUGAGAAGGCUCCACAGCAGAAUGGUCUAAUCUCUGGACCUGUGGCUUCCUUUUAGAAUAUUGGUUGGAAAAGGCAACAAAUCUAUCUAUACCUAUAAAUCCUGCUUUCUUUCUUAGUUUCUUAGUUUCAUUGUUUUUGUAGUUUAACAUUUUUAACUUCCACCAUCUUAUUUAGUAUAGAGAUGAUUUCCACAGUUGGUGGAAGAGAGUAAUGUGAAUUUUUUAAAAAUAGGCACUGUUUCAAUUUGAGAAAAUAAAAACUUUCUGGAGAUGGAUAAUAUUGAUAGUUUCACAAAAAUGUAAAUGAGAUUAAUGCCACCAAGGAGUAUAUUUUAAAGUGAUAAAAUGGUAAAUUCUUGUAUGUGUACUUUAGCACAGAACAAAUGGAAUAAAAUAAAGAUUACUCUUUAAAAAAAGAUAUAAAUGAAGUAAAUAUUACACAUGAGCAUCCUCCAGAGUACAUGAAGGUUUAAAAUCUUUGGUGGACAUUCUUUUUCUCUAAUACUUCUUUCUCGUUAAUAUCUAUUAAUUCCACAGAGGUUGGGAUAACAGACCAAUUUGUCUAAUUAUGAGCAUUGUGCAUUGAGACUCCAAGGGCAUAUACUAGAAAAUAUUCAACUUGUGUCUUCAGCCUUCAGUAUGUUGAUUCUAGUCAAGUGGACUCUAUAUCUGUGUCUGCUCUCCAAUGGUUUUCUACACCAGAAAGCUCCUGUCACAUAUUCAUAUCAAUUGUGAGGACAGAGUCUGAACCUUCACUGGGCUUCAGGCAGAGGACGAGUGUUGGAUCCAUAGUACUUGGUCAUGAGUCAGCAGACACAGAGUGUAACCAAGUAAGUGCUGAGGGAGUCAGGGAUAGAGGAAGGACUGACAACUGAAGUGUUAUUUCUUUAUUAUUCAAAUACACAACAACUACAGUUGGCAGAAGGGAGAAUAACUAUAUGAAAAAUCAGAUAUGUUAACUUUAAAUUCAAUGUUAUUUGUGGCGAAGGUGAAAAAAAAUCUCAUCCAAAGUAAUGCUUUCCACCCCACCAGUUCUCCUUCUAUAGACAUCUUACCCAUAUUAGCUAAAACUGGUUCCUGUAAAUGGUUUCAUAAGCAUUCCAAAACCUUCAUCAUUCAGACAGUGGUGAUGAGGAGGAAGAUGACAAUAGGCAUAACAUCAUUUACUCUUACUGUUUCAUUUCAUGUACAUAGUUUUCUCCAAAUAUAGACUCUUACAUUUUUAAUUCUUACAGGAAGGAAGGAGCACCUUUUUGUGUAAUGAACACUAGCUAGGUAGGUAGAAAUGAAGGAAGCCUUACUUGAAUAAAUAUGAUUAGGACCCAUGUCAUUCUUGCCGUUAGAAUGCUGGCAUGUUGUGCUAUUGACACUCAACCUGCUGUUCACUUCCCUCUCACUCCAGGAGAGACUGCUUGCUUCCUGUUUUCUUUUCUCUGGAGGUUUCAGGUAGAUCACAGUGGAGUCAUCUUUAUUUUAUUAAUUGAACUUACACCAUUGUUGUUGAAUAAAAUGAGUUGUAUUCUGCAUCUGCUGCAUGAGCUAUAGGCAGGAGAACUGUGGGUCACAGGCAGUGAUCACAAAGCAAUAAUGUGUAUUUCAGCACAGACCUCUCUCCCCCUCAUCUUGAGACAUGUGUGCAGCUCUCUCGGUCUUCCAUCAUUCUUACAAUCUGCCACUCUAUCUCAAUAAAGUUGGCUCCUGGCACUCUUAGUCAGGAAUCUGGAGACCUUAAAAUUCACUUUAGAUGUAUCUGUGGUUAAUGUAUCUGGGCCUCUCCUUAAAAUUGAUGAUUGAGAAACAAACAUUUCAGUGUUCCAGAUCUAGAGACUGACAAUAUAAUUUGUAAUGCUGUUAGAUUUACUUUCCUUCUUUACUUCCUUCCUUUAUUCCCUUUUCCCUCCUGAAUUCCUCCUCAUCCCCUUCUUUAUCUUUAUUUCUUUAGAUUACUAUUGGGGAUUGAACCCAAGACCUCAUUUGUGCUAGGGAAGUGCUCCACCAAUGAGGUCUAUCCCCAACCCUCCACUUAUUAUCUCUGUUAUGUAGGGAAAAUAUUUGGUAUCUCUGACACUCAGCAUGAUCAUCUGAGUUGAAUUAUAGUUGAUAGAACUUCACCAAGUAAGGAUUACAGAUGAAACAUUCUCUCUAUAUGAUUAAUAUAGAAUGGAUAAAUGGAUAUAUGAAAUAAGUGCAAAAUAAAAUUUAGACUAUAGCAUUAAUAAUGAUGAUUUUAACCUUCAUACCAUUCAACAAAAAUGUCCUGUGACCUGAAGCUACUCUUUUUCUAUAUCUGUAGUAGAACAUUUUAUUUUUGUCAUUAUGUAAUUAUAUGCUAUAUAUCUGGUGAGAAAUGACUAACUCUCAUUUCUGAUUCCUUAGUACCUAUUCUUUGUUCACCAAAAAGUAGGCAUCACCAAAAAAAUUACAGAUAAAUAUUCAAUAGAUCAUUUUUUUGUUCACAGAAAAUGGCCAUAAUCAAAUGAUUUUCUUCUUUCUAUACUUUCAUCACUUUCAAGAGUGUCCCAUAGAACUGGGGAUAAGAUAAAAUAGCUCUUUUUAUGUCUAUGUCAUGGACAUAUUGGUUCAAUAAUUCCAGUUAUCAGCACCUGCAAUAUUUAGUUUUUCACUGACUAUGGUAAAGGUUUUUAUGGGUAUAGAAUGACAAAAAGUUGCAGAUAGAGAAGGAGCUAUAUGAUUCUUAUUGCUUGGAGUAAGACACGGUUUAGAGUUUCCAGUUAUCCCAGGAAUGAGUACCCUUUGACAAUUGCAUUUAUCAUAAAUUCACAUUUUCAUAAGAAUUCAGUUCUUUAUUUCUUUAAAUACGAUGGCCAAAUAUUUAUUAAAUUCUAAACUUCCCUAAUAUGUCAGAUAUGUACAAUAGAUAAGUGUUAUUCUUUCCAUUUCCAUUAAGUAGUAUAAGUUCAGAGAAGUGCAAAGAUUUAUACACAUUCUACAGAUUAGAGCAGGUUAAUGGUUUGAAAUAAAGAUGUUCAUUUCUUGUCUCCCUACUUGUCUCCCUCCUCUACUGUAGCCAAUGGAAAUAAUAUUCCUAUAGGAGAUGAAAUCUAUUAGCAUGACACCAUGGAAAAAUUAUUAUUAGAUCUACUGCAGGGAUAUUUUUUAUGGUGUAUCUUAACAAUAAUAGAAUAUAUUGAUAGUAACAAAUAUUUUAUUGAAAUGAUAUAGGUGAUUAAUAGUAAAACUGUACAUGUCUCAAUUAUUGGAAGUCAACCAUUAUCUAAUACACACAUAUUACAUAGAAAUUCUCACUUGUGAUAUAGGGAGAAUAAGAAUUUUGAAAAGACUGUCAUAAUGAUAAAAAUUAAAUGAUAUUCCUUCCCAAAAUAAUUCUGUAAGUCAUUUAAAGCAUUUGAAGUAGCUAUAUGCACUUUAUAGAAACAUUUCAGGAGAAAUGGGUUUUAGUUCCUUUGGGAAGUUUUCUCAAAUGGUGUUCAUGGACACAUAAGUCAAUAGGACAUGGGGAGAGUGACAGAAAAAUACACUAACCAAAUUCCUGUUAUUAGUUGCUUUGGGGGGACAGAAGAGCAGGAGAAUAUAAUCUUGUUAGAUAUGAAAAACUAAAAUUUAAUGGAUAACCAUCAAAUCUUUUAUCAAAUAUGAUUUUUGAAUGUAAAGUGACUACAGAAUAGAAAUUUAAGCCAAAAAGAAAAAUGAAAUUAUGUCAUUUUCUGGAAACCUGAUGGAACUUGAAAGUAUCAUGUUAAGCAAAGUAAGACAGAAAGGCAAGUGUUUUAUGUUUUCUAUGUGGAAGCUAUAAAGGGUAAUAGGGAUCUCACUAAAACAGAAGUGAGGCCAUUAGUGUAAAAGAAGGAAAUGAGAGAGGUGAGAAGGUAAGGGGGGACUGGGGAGUGAAAUUGGUUAAAUUAUGUGCAUGUGUAAAAAUGCCACAAAGAACCCACUAUUCUGCAUAAUUAAUAUACACAAAUAAAACAUUUAAAUAUUAUUUUUGAAUAAUAUAUUAUUAUUAUUUUUAUUUUAAUGGGGGUAGUGAAUAUUAUUGAAAUUAAUAAAAUUUAUCACUAUGGAGCUUUUUUGAAGUGCACAAAGGCAGUGGUUCUCAACUCUAGUGUAAGAAAGGGUCAUGAGGAACUUCACAUGCAGGUAGUAUAAUUAAAUUAAUUUGGCUUGUGGUCACUGUAUCUGAAUAUUUUAAAAAGUUAGCCAAUAAAUGUAUUGAUAAAUGAAACUGAGAAAUACUAGUUUAUACAGUACAAAAGAUUUUUUAAACACUUCCUUGUAACAACCCUAUAUGGUAUGUAAUUUCAUCUCCAUUAUGCAAAUCAGAAAACUCGCUAGAGGUGUCCUAUUCUUUUCUUUACAGUUUUCUCCAAUUAAAUCAGAGUUGACAAAUUAACGAACUUGACUUGCCUUUGGGUAGUUGAAGUGAGACAAUUGUAAUCCAUAUGUCAGGAAGGAUUGAUGUGAAAAUCUAAACAUAAGAAAGUGGGGGCUCAAACCUAAGGUUUGAGACUCUUCCUGAUGUUGAGGUGCUAAGAUAUAAGAAGGUUUAUGAUCAGCAAAACAAUUAAGCAGAUUGGAAGGCCCUAGAGGAUAAAAUUUAUAUAUUAAAUGAUUUUUAGAAGGUAAACCAUAUUUGACAGAUCCAGUAUAUCCUUGAAGGAGGGAAAUUGGAAAAAUCAAAGAACAGGGGAUUUAUUUGCUAGCAGAUAAAUGGCAAGUUUUUUUUUUUUUAAAUUACAAACAGCCAACUUUUAUUUGAUGUGCAGAUAUUUCAUUUCUAGAACUUAGUUUACAAAUAUUCUAAGUUAAUUGAACUUAUACCAUUGUUGUUGAUUAAAAUGAGAUGUAUUCCACAGGCUAAAGUUCAUUCAAUAUAAAUUAUUUUUUUUCUACACAGGGAAGAAUAUGUCUUAUUCUCUAUUUUAUCUUAAACAGCUGGUUGUUAUUUAACUGGAAUCAUAAACUUGUUGUGUGUAAUGUGCUUGGUCUUCUAACAUUACAUGGUUGAGUGUCUCUAAAGUAGUUGUGAACAAGAGGUAAAUAACACAGAUACAAAUAAUGAAAGAGUUCUAGGAAAAGUGGAUAUGUCAAAAAUCAGAAGUGUUUCUAAAAGUCAUGGAACACAAGUGUGGAAGGUUGAAUAAUUGAAUUUAAGUUAUAUACAGAAUUCGUGGUGCCUCUUCUUUUUCCCACUGGCUUUUCUUUCUCAAAAGGUGUCCAAACAAUAAAGGACCACAAAAUAUAACACAUCUCUCAGAAUUCCAUCUCCUAGGACUCUCGGAAGAUCCACAACUUCAACCCAUUCUCUUUGGACUUUUCCUGUUCAUGUACCUGGUCACAGUGCUUGGGAACCUGCUCAUCAUCCUGGCUGUCAGCUCUGACUCCCACCUCCAUACCCCCAUGUACUUCUUCCUUGCCAACCUAUCUUUGACUGACAUCUGUUUCAUCUCCAUUAUGGUUCCAAAGAUGAUUGGGAAUAUCCAGACUCACAGCAGAGUCAUCUCCUACAUGGGCUGCCUGACACAGAUGUCUCUUUUUAUCAUUUUUGGAUGUAUGGAUGAUAUGCUUCUGACCGUGAUGGCCUAUGACCGGUUUGUGGCCAUCUGUCACCCUCUGCAUUACUCAGUCAUCUUGAACCCUCAUCGCUGUGUCUCUUUAGUGUUGAUGUCUUUCUUAGUUAGCCUUUUGGACUCGCUGUUGCACAAUUUGAUCAUUUUACAACUUCCUUACUUCAAGGAUAUGGAAGUUGCUAACUUCUUCUGUGACCCUUCUCAACUUCUUAAUCUUUCCUGUUCUGAUACUUUUAUCAGUAAUAUAGUAAUGUGUUUUGUUGUCACCAUCUCUGGUUUCUUUCCCAUCUCAGGAAUCUUUUACUCUUACUAUAAAAUUAUUUCCUCCAUUAUGAGAAUCCCAUCCUCAGGUGGGAAGUACAAAGCCUUCUCCACCUGUGGGUCUCACCUCUCAGUAGUUUGCUUGUUUUAUGGUACAGGCUUUGGAGUGUACAUUGGAUCAGCUGUAUCAAAUUCUCCCAGAAAGGGUGCAGUGGCCUCAGUGAUGUACACAGUGGUUACUCCUAUGCUGAAUCCCUUCAUCUACAGCCUGAGGAACAGGGACAUUAGAAGAACCCUGAGGAAGCUCCACAGCAGCAUAGUCUAAUCUAAGGACCUGUGGUUUCCAUUUGGAAUAUAGUUUGGAAAUACAGCAAAACUAAACAUACAGACACAUGAAUCAUAUCUCCUGGGUCACAUUAGUUUUGUACUUUGUAUGCUUUAAUUAUCAUCAUGUUUCAUAGUAUGGAGGCAGUAAUAUUUUAGAGAAGGAAGAAUGGGAGGAUUUUAAAAUGGAUACAAAAUUUUAGUUUUGGAGGAUGAAAAAUUACUGGGGAUGGACAUCACUGAAUACUAAACAUUAAUUUAAAUAUAAUUAAUGUCUGAAUUUUGCACCCUUUACUUAGUCUUCUAAGUUGUAGUACUAUUUUUGGUCAGCCUUUUGGACUCCUGGCUGCAAAAAUGGUUUGCUAUACAAUUUAUUAUUUUAAGGAGGUGGGAAGUUCCAACUUCUUCUGCCAACCUUCUCUAUUUAUUAAUAUUGUCUGUUCUGACACUUUCACUAAUAGCAUAGAUGUUUAUUUUCUUGGUGCAAUAUCUUGCAAUUAUUGCAAGAUCCUAUCUCAAGGAUCCUUUUUUUCUUAUUAUAAAAUUCUCAUUCCGUUGUUCAGAGAACUCCAUCAUCAGGUGAGAAGUAUAAGUAAGGCCUUCUUCACCUUUGGGUCUCACUUGGCAUUUUUUUCUUACUUUAUGAGUUAAUCUUGGGGUGUACAUUGGUUCAGUCAGAUCACAUUCUCCCAGAAGCAGUGCAGAAGCUUCAGUGAUGUACACUGUGAUCACUCUUAUGCUGAAUUCCUUCAUCUACAACCUGAGGAACAGGGACAUGAGGAGGCUCCACAGCAGAACAAUCGAACCUCACUCAGGUCCUGAGGCAUCCAUUAGGAAUCUAGUUUGGAAAAGGCAGCCAAACUAAAGUCAUAGAACUGUCGUCCCAGCAUGUUAAUUUGCAGUUUGUGUGCUUAAUUCCUCUUCUUGUUUCACAGCAGAAUGUUGUUGGACGCUGACUGGAGAUAGAGGAAUAGGGACUUUUAAAAGUAUGCACAAAUGCUCAAUUUGGGAAUUGGAAAAUUUUGUACAAAUGCAUGAUGGUGAAAUUGAACAACAUGUGAAUAUAAUCAAUGCCACAGUACUGUAAACAUAAAAAUGGUGUUUUUUUCUCAUGUAUUUUUACCACUAUAAAGAAUGGAAAUAAAAUGAGAAUGUUCUCUAAAAAUUGAAGACACAAAAGAAGUUAAUAUGUACAGCUCAAUUCAUAAUAGCCAAGUUGUGGAAUCAGCAUAGUUUCCUGUUGACAAAAGAUUUAUAAAGAAAAUAUGUCACAUAUACAUGAUGCCAU